GGGUCGUGCUGUAGCGUAGCAACGCUGGAGCUUGGCUGAGGUGCUAGAACCUCAGUUCUUGUUAGACUUCGCGAGGAGAGGUAUCGUUGCUAUUGUGUGUCGCUCGCUAUUUUUCCGUAGCGGCGGCGGCCUGAAAAUAAGGAGAGUUCGAACAGAAGAGGGUCGCGGUCAGGAGUGUACUGUCAAAAUAUUAUGGACGAUCAGAGCAGAAUGAUGCACCCUGUGACUUCUCAAGUCGGAAUGAUGCCCCAGCCUUAUGGCAUGCAACCUGUGGAUCCAAAUCACGGUGGACCAACAACGCCAGACCAAGAAACUAGGAAACAAGAUAUUGGCGAAAUUUUGCAGCAGAUAAUGAAUAUCACGGACCAGUCGUUGGACGAAGCGCAGGCCAGGAAACACACACUUAACUGUCACCGUAUGAAGCCAGCUCUCUUCAGUGUUUUGUGCGAAAUAAAGGAAAAAACAGUGCUGAGCCUGCGUAAUACGCAGGAGGAAGAGCCGCCGGACCCGCAGCUGAUGCGGCUGGACAACAUGCUGAUCGCGGAGGGCGUGGCCGGCCCCGAGAAGGGCGGCGGUGCGGGGGCGGCGGCUAGCGCGUCGGCGGCGGCGUCGGGUGGGCCCGGCCAGCCGGACAACGCCAUCGAGCACUCCGACUACCGCGCCAAGCUCGCGCAGAUCCGCCAGAUCUACCACCAAGAGCUCGAGAAGUACGAGCAGGCGUGUAACGAGUUCACGACGCACGUGAUGAAUCUCCUGAGGGAGCAAUCGCGCACACGGCCCAUCACGCCCAAGGAGAUCGAGCGCAUGGUGCAGAUCAUCCACAAGAAGUUCUCUUCCAUCCAAAUGCAGCUCAAGCAGAGCACCUGCGAGGCCGUCAUGAUCUUGCGCUCCAGGUUCCUCGACGCCAGGAGGAAGAGAAGAAACUUUAGCAAACAGGCUUCUGAAAUCCUGAAUGAGUAUUUUUAUUCACACUUAAGCAAUCCUUACCCAUCUGAAGAGGCAAAGGAAGAGCUUGCAAGGAAAUGUGGAAUAACAGUUUCACAGGUAUCCAACUGGUUUGGAAACAAGAGAAUUCGCUACAAGAAAAACAUUGGAAAAGCACAAGAGGAAGCCAAUUUAUAUGCAGCAAAGAAAGCUGCUGGUGCCUCUCCAUAUACCAUGGGUCCAGCACCUCAAGGGACGCCGACUCCAAUGAUGUCCCCUGCUCCUCCUGGCGGCCCCCAAGACAGCAUGGGGUAUAAUAUGAAUAUGAAUGGUGGAGAUUACAAUUCCUCAAUGUCAGGUUCACAGCCACCUUAUGCAGAUGGAGGAAUGGGCUAUGAUCCAAUGCACCAGGGUGGCCACGUCACCCCCAAGUCCGGCUCGCCUGUGCGACCUGGCUCUGUAGGGUGGAGUGGGCCUCCGCCUAGGGAGCAGAUUCCAGACUUCCCUCCUGUGCAGCCACUGCAUCCUGAUGACGAUGAAAGCGGUGACAGCAGUGACGGCACUGGUUCUGUGAAGAGGCAGAAACUCUAGGGCUAUCAUCCCUUCAAUGCAACUCAGACAACGAAACUGCAUCCCAGCUUCAUAUAUACUUACUUGCCAUUUGUUGAUUAGUUUGUGGAAGGACCUCAGUAUGAAUACUGAGUAGUGGACUAGCAGACGUUUAGUAGCUGUCAGAAACAAAAAAGAUUUUUUUUUAAAAAAAAAAAAGAGGAUGUGAAAUUAAGGGCUGGAGCUGCAGUGGAUCCUUAAAGGCCUAAGCACAAUGAAUGUACUUGUGGCUUCAAUACAUUUAAUAUUCUUAAUUGUAUCUUAAUAGUCUUCAGCCUCAGCUUAGUAGAUAGACCAUUGAUUAAAUUUUAAGAGUACAUUACUGCACAGCAGUCCAGUGCAAAUGGCUCACACUUAAUUAAUAUCAAAUGGCAUGCCAAACUAAGUGCAUUAGAGGUCUUAAUUUUUAUGGUUUAGCAAAGUAAUGUAAUUUUAUAUUUACUGUUGCAGAGACAGUUGCUGUAUCCAUUUCAGGUUAUUAUACCUUUGUUGGCUGCUGUUGGUAGAAGUAAUUAAACUUUUGUUGUUGUUGUUGUUGUUUUUCCUUUUUAUCAGACAAGAGAUACAUUAAUAAUUGAUGUAGGACUCUCUCAGUAUUCGACAGUCGGUAUUGUAUGUACUAAUAAAUAUUUCACUGGUUGUUAGAUUAGAAGAGGAGAGCUUCCACUUACUGUAGUGGCAUGCAAACAAUACUUGGCUCUCAAGGCAUGGGACAGAACAAUUUUAGCACGAAAUGAAAGCUGGUAUUGUCAUUUUAUUUAUGUUUUUAAAUUUAUUUUUUUAAAUGUAUGUCUAAGGCCUGAAGGAUAGAAAUUGAAAGACAACCAAAUGUGCUAAAUGUGCAUUAAGUAGAAGUGAAAAAAGGUAAAUAAAGAUAAGUCAUUCAUUUAAGAAAGGCUUUACAUCUUGAUUUUUGAAAGAUGUAGGAGCUUUUGCAAAUGGCAGCUGCAGCAAUCUAUGGAAUGUGUAUAAGGAGAGUAAGAUCUAAACCAUCAUUCUUUUUAUUAUAUUGAAUUUUUCAAUAUAACUUUAAAUUCUUAUGUUGCCUUAUGUCUAAAAUAGUAAUGCAGCUUCACUCAAAAUCUAUGUAAGAAAAUUUCUGUAUUCAUCUAUAGUCUAUAGCCAGUUCCAAAUUGUUCAAUUGAUGUAUGAGAUAUCUGUGAAAGAACUGUUGUAGUGCAUAUUUGAAAGAAACAGUGAGAAAUUUGAAAUGUAAAACAUAUGGCUCACAGUGAAAAGAAUUUUUGUUUGUUUGUGCAAUUUCUGUAGAUUUAGAUGUUAGAAUGUCAAAACCAGUGCUGUGGUAUGUGCACCACCCACUGAUAAAUUAAAAGAUCUUUCUGUCAUGCACAUAUAUCCUCAAUAUUCAGGCAUAAGUCUCUUAGUGUGGCUUGGUUGUUAUUCAUCUAUCCAGAUAAGCUUAUUUUAAUAAUUUUUGUAGGCAGCACAGGAGUAUGGAAGUCUAUUAAAAUCUGUUAUUCCAACCAAUAGCCACAAUAAAAAGAGGCCUAUAUUGUUUUAAGGCAUAACUCCUUUUCUGUACAAUACCAGUAUAGGAUAACUUAACAGAAGAUUGCUCACCAAAAUCAUUUGAUCACUUGAGAUGCCUCCUAUAUAUGUAUAUGACAAAGAUUUUUUUAUUUGGUCAGUAAUUACAUUUAUAAAAGAAAUAUUUGCCAGUACCUGAAUCUGUUGGGACAUGAAGGAUUUAGAGCAUUGGGUUGAUAAUAAUGUAAUUAUUUACCAUUAGUGAGCAACAUGUGAACUUGUACUUGCACAAGUUUUAUUUAAGUGACCAGUGAGAGGUUCAUUUUGUGGAGUUUUUGUACAAUGAAUAGACUAUGGUUAUCAAGAGAUAUACUCUAAAAAUGAGGCAGUAUGAUGUGGAAAUUAAUAACAACUUCUUGUAUACGUAUAGUGACAAAGCAGUGUACAUAUUCUCAACUGUUGCAAAGCAUUGUACCAAAAUGCACAGAGCUCCAACAGUAUACGCCAUCCAUAUACGUAUUUUUCAGUGAAUUUGUUGGAAUCCAUAUGUAAUGUUAACAUAUCAUCGUGAAUAUUUUUGUAAGUUUUAACUUUUAGGCUUUAACCAGAUUGUGGAGAGAAGAAAUUUAGGAUUCUCAUCAGCUUUAAAAUGCCAUAAUAGAAUGGUGUAAAGUAUUGUGUUUGUAAAAUUACAGGGUUAUAAGUUAAAGGCUCAAAAACAAUUUCCUACUAAUUAAAUCUCAUUCAGAAAUUUCUGAAACAACAAAGGGCAGAAAAUUAUGACAUAAGGAAAAAUAAUGGUAAUGCAGCAUUACAUUCCCCAUUUCUGUGGGAUGGAUUUCAGUCCCCUAUGUCAGUAAUACAGCAGGUAAUCUUCAUUACUUAAGGUUUAUGAGUCAUAUUUACAUUAUUCACUAAAAGCAUGUUGAUUUGGAGUGAAUGAAAUAUGUAAAGCUGUAACCUCACUGUGCAGACUAACCACAAAGGAGCUGAAGUAAGAAAUUGUUAUGAGAGCGGUAAUAAAUUGCACUGUAAUAUCUGGCAAAGCUGAUUGUUAAGUUUCUUGUGAAAGAGGUGCAUACUGCAUUUUGCUCAGUACCAUUUAAAGGCAAACUAGAAUGAAUCAUUUCUGGCCCAUAACUUUGCAUGAAAAUUUAAAUAAUAAAGCGAGAAACAGAUGUGUUUAUCGUUGCAAGUAUACAGAAUAUUACAUUGCGUAAAAAGAAUAUUUGAAGCACCGCAACAAAACGAUUAGGAAUGUAACAUGAAACUUCCAGGGAUAUCCCAGAAUCAGAUAUGUCACUGAAUUUUAAGUAGACAAUUUUAUUGUGUUAACCAAUGAAGUUAAAAACUGAAACUUACUGGCAGAUUAAAACUGUGUGCCCGACCGAGACUCGAACUCGGGACCUUUCCCUUUCGCGGGCAAGUGCUCUACCAACUGAGCUACCGAAGCACGACUCACGCCCGGCACUCACAGCUUUACUUCUGCCAUUACCUCGUCUCCUACCUUCCAAACUUUACAGAAGCUCUCCUGCGAAACAGAGCUUAAAAACUGCGCACUGUUACUGUUUGUUUUAUUAACAACAUAGAUGUGUGCUCAAAAUAUAAUUUUAUCUGAAAUCUGCUUAUUUCAUAAAUACUUGCAUCAAAAUUUAUAAGAGGUACCAUAUUCAUGCAAAGAGUAUAUCGAGAAAUUAUAAAAGUUCUAAUCGGGGUCCAUGUUGUUAUUUGGCGUGUGUGUGUGUGUGUGUGUGUGUGUGUGUGUGUGUGUGUGUGUGUGUGUGUGUCAGAUCCAACAAAUGUCAUCAUUUGGCAACCACUGAAGUCUGGUAGAAGCACCCCUUGAUAUUUGCAUAUAACAGCUUGCUAGGUGUUGCACACUCGUUAGCCAAUAUUUGUGGUUCACUAAGCAACAUAAUCAGAUACAUAGUAGGUUUCAGGUCUUUAAGAAAUCUUAAUGAUGUAUAUAUAUAUCGAAAGUUUGAAUAGCAGUAAUUCAAUUUUAAGGUUGACGUUUUUCCUCCUCUUUCUCCCUAUUAGCAGUUCAGUAUAUCUGUCAUGGAUUCUCUAUAAUGAGCCACAUUAUUUUGUGAGUACUUUGAAGUGGCUCAGUUGAGUUUCAUUACAAAGUUGCACAACAUCCAUGCACAAUUUUGAAUUUUAUCACUACUUGUGUUUGUAAAGUUGAAACGUAUUUUAGUGUUUGAAGAUACGAUGAGUUUGUUUUUUUGGUACUUUGAGAUUCAUUUCUGUCAUGAGAUGGAAAAAAUUAAUUAAUCAGCAUUUUAUGGACUAUAAACAUUUCUGAAACUUGAGAGACUGGUGUAAAUAGUUGGAAAUAAAUUUCCUUACUGUUAUUCCACUCAAGGAGGCACCAAUUUCAUCUUUGCCCCAGAAGUUACUUACUAUGUCCUCCCAGAGAAGACCUUGCUAAAUAAUAUAAUUGAGUUACACGUUUAGUUCCUUGUUUUUAUUAUUUGUUAGAAUGAGGAAGCUCAGUAUUGUCAUCAUAAUUUAUUUAUACAAAAACAGUUUAUUUUUAUUUUGCUUUACAAUGAAAAUGUAUCUUAUUCACUAUAUCAUUUUAGCUUUCCCUGUAUUUUCAUCUGACACUUCUAACAUAAUUUGUUUGCUUGUGUUAUUGAGAAAGUUGGCUGAGAAUUCAGCAUGGGAAGUUUCAUUCCUUCUACUCUGAGAAUUCCUGUAGAUACACUCGUAAAGGUUUCAGAAAGCAGAGAGCAAUAAAUAUGUUGCAAGAAACAGUGCUGCAUCUACCUCUUUUUAUUUUUUCACAACUGUCUUACUGUUUGGUCACUUGUAAUGUGUGUGUUACCAUUUUGUCAAUAAAUGGACAUAAAGAGUAUGCAGCACUGCUUUUAUAUUUGUCUACAUAAAUGAGCAACUGCUUUAUGAAGAUUUGGGUUGCAUAUGUAGCCAGAACUUCCUUUUCUAAAAAUAGGCCCAAAAAGAUUCCAUGUUUAAUCUUGAGACACCUGCAGGUAUAAUUGUUUUCAACAUUAAAGCUGACCAUACCUAGCAUUUUUUGUGCUCUCAUUUAGUACUGAAGCACAGGAACCCUAAACAACGGUGGGCAAACAACUUUCCUGAGAACAUUACAAGAUAAAAUUUCAGGAGACACUUUUUUUAAAAUUUCUUUUCUUGAUCAUAUUAACAGAUCACCCCCAUAAUUUCCCUAUUAACUGCUUGUCAAUGGAUUGUUGUUUCCUGUGAAUGUGAUAUAAUUUCACUGAAUUUACUGAACACUAUGUCAUCCAGUCAUGAAAUUAAUUAAAUAUUUUUAUAUAAUUUUUGCUAUUAUUAUUAUUAGUCUGAUUUGCGUAUCAAUGAUUACCUGAAAAAACAAGAGAUGUAGUUCUUUUAGUAUUUGUUAGGGUCAUUUACACCUCAUGUUGCGCAUUGUGAUUGUUAAGUGUAAUGUGUUGGAACAACAGUGAAUUAGCUAGUAGGUAAUAUAUAUAUGGAGGCUGCUGUUACUGCAUAGAGUAUUGUGUGAUAAAUUGCCUUUACAAGAAAAUGUUUAAGUGAAUACUUUCAUUGUUUCGGUAAUCGGUAAUUUUACUGCAGGUUGUGACCAUAUUUGAUUAGUGUGAUAUCAGUCUGAAGUUUUGACUCACAUAGUUGCAAACUCUGUAAAAGUAUACUGUCAAAUAUUUAAAGUAAUAAUUGGUUUAUAAAACAAAAUUAAGAGUGAAAUAGUAUUUUUCAAUGCAAUGUUUAAAAAUUGGUCUCUACAGAAAGACAGUGCUCUGAUAACAGUGAAUAUUGUACACAGCACAGAUAUUUUCUGUACUCUUCAAUGAAAGUAUACGAUUUUCAAUACAAAAUAGUGAAUAUAAUAUACAUGUGUAAGGUUGGGAGAUGAAAAGUUGUUAUUUUACAAUAUUAUCUGCCAAGAAUAAAAUGUCACUUUGUUAAUGAAGCUCUUUUCUAGCUAAUAAAGAAAUGAAAUUGUCUUUUUUUCCCCUUCAUGGAGUCAUAUUGUUAAAGAAUAAUUGUGCUCAGCCAUUAUUUUAUAAUUUGUGUAUGUUUGAUAAGUUUGACAAUGUUCCAAAUCUUGUAGCCUAAAUGUAGAAAUAAAUUGCAGUACAUUGCUUUAUAACUUCGUAGCUCUAUACCAUAAAUACUUGAAUAAACUUGGUUAUACACUGUGUUAAAAGUUAGUGUGGUGUAAUUGUUUGUUUUGUGUGCCUACCAUAUGAAUUUAACAUGCUAAAUCAGGCC
This is a messenger RNA of Schistocerca cancellata (South American locust), 7263 nucleotides long. It is a transcript of the gene exd, whose product is annotated as homeobox protein extradenticle. The record is from RefSeq and is a predicted model, not a curated record. Gene Ontology annotation, cellular component: nucleus. Gene Ontology annotation, molecular function: DNA-binding transcription factor activity, RNA polymerase II-specific; RNA polymerase II cis-regulatory region sequence-specific DNA binding. Gene Ontology annotation, biological process: regulation of transcription by RNA polymerase II; neuron development; animal organ morphogenesis. Lineage: Eukaryota; Metazoa; Arthropoda; Insecta; Orthoptera; Acrididae. The coding region runs from base 193 to 1515 and encodes 440 amino acids. The transcript has 10 exons.